Messenger RNA from Trichomycterus rosablanca, 4379 nucleotides. It is a transcript of the gene zc3h18, whose product is annotated as zinc finger CCCH-type containing 18. NCBI's taxonomy places the organism in Eukaryota, Metazoa, Chordata, Actinopteri, Siluriformes, Trichomycteridae. Gene Ontology annotation, cellular component: precatalytic spliceosome. The record is from RefSeq and is a predicted model, not a curated record. The transcript has 19 exons. The coding region runs from base 296 to 3625 and encodes 1109 amino acids. Gene Ontology annotation, molecular function: RNA binding; metal ion binding.
GACAGUUCUAAUCAACACUCUUAUCGCCAAAAAAAGUUGUCGCAAUGUCGCUAGUUAAGCGUUAAUGUCCGCGUUUGUAACGUUUCCCCGCCCGGGUGGAUGAUUUCGCCUGUAGUGAAGUGUGGGCCGCGCUCGGGCCUGCUAAAGCUACACCGCUUCACAGGACUGCUUCUCAUUGGCUAAUCUGCUAGUUCUGCUAAGCUAACCGGCUAGUCGGCUAGCUUGAAAAUUGACGUUUUGAUGUUGGCCGUCCAUCUCAUGUCACUUGCCAUAGACCCGAGCAGGUUGUGUGCUGAUGGACACCCCCGAGAGCCCCACUCAGUCCCCACAAUCCCCUGAUGAGGAGAAAGGCUUGUCUGAUACUGAGCUUCUAGACUCACCAGAGUCUCCUACAGGGGAGAACAACAGGGUGUCUGACAGUGAGCUGCUGAAUGACGAAGAGGGUGAAAGAGAUGCGGCAGACUCUGACUUUGAAGAUGAAGGCAGAGCUGAGUUAAGUAGUGACGCUCCAGAGGAUAUCUCUGAUCAAGAAGAUGACGAACCGAAGCGUGCCGGAUAUUUGCCGGAAGGCAGGCAGCCUAUGAGCCGGUCAGUUAGGCAGGAACAAGAGGAGGAAGUCCCGGAGACACCCAGAUCACCAAACCCCAAUUCACCAGAACAGGAACGGCCCUUUUCCCCCUCUGAAAGAGAACAGGAGGAGGAUGGAGAAGAGGGGGCCGGUAUGAGUCGUCAAGGACUGGAUGAAGAGGAGGACGAUGAAGAUGAAAGGAGACUGAGGAGGCUUAAAUUGGUCAGCGAUUUAAAGGAGGAGUCACCCUCGGUAUCAAGAGAUUUGGAUGAGCACGAGCUAGACUAUGAUGAGGAAGUUCCUGAGGAGCCUAGCUCAGCUGCUCCAGAGGAGGAGGACUUAGAAAAGGGACCUGUUGCAGAAGAUGGGGAUGAGGAUGAGGAGGAAAAAGAUAAGAAGAGCAGAAAGAAGGAGAGAAAACUGAUCUUGCCUCCGGACCAGACAGAUGUUAAAAAAUCUGAGUCAAGAGGCCACGGGAGGACCAGGAGGGAUUCCUUCCGAGAUAAAAAGAAAGAUGAGGAUGAUGGAGAAAUCGAUGAAGGAGAGAUUGAUGACGAUGAUCUUGAGGAGGGUGAGGUGAAGGACCCUACGGACAGAAAAAUUCGACCUAGACCUAUCUGCAGGUUCUUCAUGAAAGGUAACUGCACUUGGGGAAUGAUCUGUAGGUUUAUUCACCCUGGGGUCAACGACAAAGGCAAUUAUUCCCUCAUCUCCAAACCCGACAUGUUUCCACCAAACGGAGCGCCUCCUGGAGGCGGAGGCCCUCACCCCCUUAUGCCCUCCAACCCCUGGUUGGGUCCUCCGGUCGAGGAACUGCCUCCUCCUCCUCCGCCUGCAGAGCCUCCAGUGGAGAGUGCCUGGGAGAGAGGACUCAGACAUGCCAAAGAGGUGUUGAAGAAAGCCACAAUACGCAAAGAGCAGGAGCCUGACUUUGAGGAAAAACGCUUUAACGUUACCAUUGGUGAAGACGAAUGGGAUUUUGACAAGGAAAAUGAAUUCUUCAGGGAGCGAGGUUAUCGCAUUACCAGAGAAAUUCGAGAUCCUGGUGAAAUUGAAUUCAGAGAACCAGUUUAUAGUGAACCAUACGGUGACCCUUAUUACGACUAUGAAAUGGAAGCGCUUUGGAGAGGUGGCCAGUAUGAGAACUUUCGAGUGCAGUACACUGAAACCCCUCUACCAUAUCACUACAGCGAUCGAGAGCGGGAUAGAGACCCACGCGAGCGCCACCGCGAGAGGGAACGCGAGCGCGAGAGAGAUCACCGCGAGCGAGAGCGCAGGCAAAGAGAGCGGGAAAGGGAACGAGAGCGGGAGCGGGAAAAAGAAAGGUUGCGCAGGAAGGAUGAAUGGGAACGAGACCGUGUAAAGCGGGAAGAGAAAGAGGAAAGACACAGGGAGAGGCCUCUGAGAGAGCCACGGGAAAAGAAGGAAGAGAAGGAGAAGCCUCUUAAAACCCGAUCACCCGUCAGCAUACCACCCAGAGCUCCAAUGGAGGGACAGCCAAAGAAGGAAACCAUGCCUAUGCAGAAGCGGCCGGAUGAGUGGAAGGAUCCCUGGUGCAGGUCAAAAUCCCCCAGACGAAAGGCCGGACUCAUGGGUUCCCCAACACACGGGCGCAGACGACACAGGCCCUCUGGCUCAUCCGUGUCACUCUCCAACUCUUCACGGUCUUCGUCACGGUCUUCAACAUAUUCAGGUUCCGGUUCCUCUCGCUCGAGGUCACGCUCUCACUCUUCAUCUCUCAACUCUUAUUCCACCCAUUCUUCUCAACACAGUUCCUUUACAGGCAGUCGUUCCAGAUCGAGGUCCUUCUCAUCCUCCCCAUCUCCUUCACCCGCCGCCCAGAGAAAUGCAGUCAGGAUUAAAACAGAGCAGCCUCCUGUAGGAGUUAAAGGCCACCUGCUGAAGCCUGGUGUGCAGCCCCCUCCUCGCAGGGAAAAAGGCCCUUCCAAGGUGAAUCCAGGUCCAGCGAUGCCAGUCAAACCCGUAAAACCCUUAGCUGAGGGGGGCAAACCACCCAAUCUUCGUGAGGGGGUCAAACCACCCAAUCUUCGUGAAGGGCCUAAGCCACCUCCACCCAAAGAACCAGGAAAACCUCCCGGUGUAAGGGAGGGCCGCAGGAAAGACCGGCAGCCGCACAAUCCUCGCAGAAGAACAUUAAGUGGAAGUGUGAGUGGAAGUGGCAGCAGUUUUUCAGGCUCCAGCUCUCGCUCCAGAUCCCGAUCCUCUUCAGCUUCUCUGUCUCACUCUGGAUCCCACAAAUCCAGGUCUCUGUCAGUGAGCAGCGUGUCGUCGGUUUCGUCUGCCUCCUCCAGCAGCAGCUCAGCGCGGAGUGCUGACUCGGAUGACAUGUAUGCCGAUCUCGCCAGCCCUGUUUCCUCAGCCAGCUCUCGUUCACCCACGCCGAGUCAUGCACGCAAGGAGAGAGGACCACCACGGGAGAGGGAGGCUAAUAAAGACAGAGGAAAACCAACAAAGAAAGAUGAGAUCUUAAAAGACGACAGGAAGAGAGUCGAUCAGUCUGGUCUCCAGCCCAAAGCCGACCCUGGAAUGCCCAGGUCUGGUCCUGGAAAUAGAGGGCCCCCGAUGAACCAGCCACCUAUGGGGUCUUCAGGGGGGUACGGGUCACAUAAGGAUAUUAAACUCACCCUUGUCAAUAAGCAACAGUCUGACAGGAGCAAUAGGAAGAGGUACUUCCCUGCAGACAAAGACAGACCAACAUCCCCUUCGAGUAAGAGGAUAGCACUGUCUCCUGAUAGAGGUCGAGACAGGAGACCUUUACGUUCUCCAGUCUCACCUAGGAUGGAUCGGGCCAGAGGUCAGGGCGCACGACUAAUGCCCCCACAUGGAGAAAGGAAGCGUCCCAUGUCUCCUCCACCCAGAUCCUUCGGGAAAAGUGGCGCAGCGUCAGCCGGUAAAGCUCCUCCAUCAGGCUCGAGGCCGGGUCCAGCCUCAGGCAAGCCCAGCAACACACUGUCCCGGCGCGAGGAGCUGCUGAAGCAGCUGAAGGCCGUGGAGGACGCAAUCGCACGCAAGAGGGCGAAGAUCCCCGGUAAAUGAGAAAAUGGGCCAGACUUGUUACAUGUGGCUGAUGGUCCCACCGGCCUCACAGGACACUGGCGUGGAUUCUUUGUCUUUAUGGUCACAGGUUGCUGAGUGUCCUGAGACGUAAAGGAACAUUUCUGCCAUUUCCCCUCAGAAAAGGUUGUCUGCAUUUUACCUUAAUGUGAUUUGGUAGCAGGGUGACAGUUCAUCCUUCAUUUUUGGCAGUAUGGAAGCUUACUGUAGUGUCUCGAGACUGAAAAUGUACUGUUAAUUUGUUUUUCCAGUGUUCCCUCCCCUUGCUCUCACCCCUGGCUUGUUUAUACUCUAUAGCUCGUCUCCUCAUGGUCAAAAUCAAAGUUUCCUCUAGAUUUUGACCCUGACUGACAACCGCCCCUGCUGUCUAGCUUUUGUCUGUUUGUUUAAUCUUGCAGGACCUCAGUUUUCCUGUGGGGCCCAUCCAAUUUAGUUUUCAGUGUUUAGCAUUUCCUGACUCUGUUCUGUACAAAUAUUGUAAACCAGAUUUCAAACCAACUCUCAAAAAUGUAUGAAACUAGAGAAUAAAGGACAGUGAUGUGCUGUAUUGCUUUUAUAACAUCUGCAUUCUGUUUUGUUUGUCCACUAGCUCUACACGUACAAUUGUAUUUUAUUUUGUUGCCUAUUUUUUAGAUGAAUGUGAGAGGCUGUGAUUGGGACAUUCUGAGAUGAGGAAGAAUGUGUCUUGCUUUUUUGUGACAGAGAAAGCUUCUAAAUAAACUAUUUUGAUAAAAGA